AUGGUUAAAAUAAAUUACACUGCUGCCAUUCUUGGGGCAUUGAAGAAGGAGGAAAUACUUAAGAUUGGCUUAAAAGAAGCUGAUCAAGACAUCUUCGAGCGUAUUAUUGAGAAUAUAAAUACUCAAUUAUCAGGUAAUUCGUUUAAUGAUAACGAAACAAAUGACGAAUCAAGCACAUUAGUGCCGAUAAGUAUCGAGGCGCAAUUCGCAGUAGCUGCCAUUACGAGUGAUAUCACACAGUUCAACACGGUAGUAGCAGCGAUUGAGUCAAGUGUUAUCGCCGAUGUAAGUGAUGCAGUGCUUCAUCCUCCUGAAACUGGAAGAUACGCUAAUUUAAAGGCUUGCAUCAUAGAGCGGUACAGUGAGAGCGAGCAGCGGAAGAUUCAACGGUUGUUGUCAGAAGUUGAACUUGGUGAUAGACGCCCAACACAGUUGCUAACGGAGUUGACAGCAUUAGCUAAAGACAAGGUGAGCGAUGAGUUCCUUAAGUCUCUUUGGCUGAAGCGUUUGCCACCACAAGUGCGCGCUAUUCUGCAGGCAUCGAACGUGGCACUAGCAGAACUGGCGAAAUUAGCAGAUCGUAUUUGCGAGGCGGGUGAUUUUCAACAGAUAGCUGUAGCGUCAGCCUCUGAUUGUCCAGCCUAUUCUGAGAAUGCUGUGAUUUUACGAAGGCUUGAGCAAAUCGAACAGCGUCUGAGUCGUUUGGAUUUACGUCGUAGUGAGUCGGUGCAAAGUCGAUCGUCAUCGAGGAGACGUAGGCGAACUCGUUUCCGACCAGGAAGUCAUCCAGAUUGGUGCUGGUAUCACGAAAG
Teleopsis dalmanni is the source of this 812-nucleotide messenger RNA. RefSeq lists its product as uncharacterized. The record is from RefSeq and is a predicted model, not a curated record. Lineage: Eukaryota; Metazoa; Arthropoda; Insecta; Diptera; Diopsidae. The transcript has 3 exons. The annotation marks the transcript as partial.